Hydractinia symbiolongicarpus is the source of this 2136-nucleotide messenger RNA. RefSeq lists its product as uncharacterized. NCBI's taxonomy places the organism in Eukaryota, Metazoa, Cnidaria, Hydrozoa, Anthoathecata, Hydractiniidae. The transcript is spliced from 15 exons. The record is from RefSeq and is a predicted model, not a curated record. The coding region runs from base 336 to 1796 and encodes 486 amino acids.
UGUUUGAUACUUUCACACUGCAGUAAAUUUUGUCCUAUUGCUUGAAUCAUAGAAAAACACGCGUCCGUACAAUACGAUGUUUUUGCUGAACUAAUUUAAAAUUUAUACAAGACCGUAAACGUGCACAUAUUCCGCACGUGGUUACAAACAACUUUGUACACAGUUUUCUAAAUAAUAUUAAACACCUAUGCAGUAGCACGUUAGAUGAUUAUAUCACAAUGUUGGUAUGGUAGAAUAUUUUCAUAUCUUUUUGUUUUAAAGCAUCUUGAGUGUUAACUCUAAUGUAUGUUUUUAGUUUCAAUAAAUAAAUCAAUACGUCAAUUCUUCCCCAUGAAAUGUACAAGAACACCACACCCAGGACUCCACUAUCACAAGGAAUCCUUUCUAAGACUACAAACGACACUUUGAGUGAAAUUGACACAACGUUAACAUCGAAUGGUCAUGUGAUAUCCCAAGGCAUUAAGUCACCUUUCCAUAAUGAAGACAACAAAGAUACACCUAGACAAAUUACUCCAACAAAAUCAAGACCAGCUAGUCGACCUAAAUCUUUCACAGAACUUUCUCUUUCCGAUGUCGAACACGAAAGUCGACACAACACUCCAAAACCCAGAUUACCUCGUUUAACACAAGAAGUUGUGGUUGUCGAGACAAAUCCAGAUAAUUUACAUGAAAGCGGUGAAGUGGAAACAAGAUCUUUUACUGCGCAAUCACCAGCUAGAGUUGUAUGUCAUUCCCCAAUACAGGAAAGAGAUGGAACCGUUCCAAAUAACGAAUCAAUUCGGACAAAACAAUCCAAGAAAUCAUUAUCAUUUGAUGAGAACAACAUUAGUAACGUUAAAGAUUUAUCCACUGGAGCUGGCAAGAAAAAAAAGAAGAAGUUCGUACCUGUACAGUCUCGAUAUAAACAACAGUCAAGUAAAAAGGCAGAAGAUGUAAAGUCAAAGUCAUUGGAGAUUAGUGCUAUAACACCUCAUCCCAAUGUACAGACUUCAGCAGGGGCGCAAAAGAAGUCAAGAGUAACGUCCACGCCCUUCUUGAUGACGUCAAUGUAUGAAGGACAACAUGCCGAUGGCAGCAUAUUAGAUCAGACUCGUUUUCAAACAAAAGAGCCUGCCAUAAAGGAACCCAUGUUAAAAAAGAAGUCAAAGAAAGAUGGAAAAAGAAAAGAAACUGGGAAAGAAUCAAUCCGAGAAGUCAGGCAUAACGAAAUUGAUGGAUUGACGUUGGACUUACAAUACGCAAGACUUCUUCAAAUGACUUAUCUUCACAUGAAGGCAAAACAAACGUUUGAUAAACAAGAAGAAAAAGCAAAGGCAGAAAUUUAUGGACUAUGGGGAAUCAACCGUAAAAUUGAGAAAGAAAUUGAAGCGUUGACAUCGGCGGUUAACACAAUGAAGUUAGAAAUGUCUAUUGAUCAACUACUCGACAUGCAGAUGGAAAGGUCGAAACCAUUAAGCAAUAAAUUAUCAAAGAUGAUUUUAAAAUCUUCUCGAUUAGCAGAAGCAUUGAUGGACACGACUCAUUAUCUGCCCACGAACAAUAUCAUUAAACCUGAGAACGAAGAAAAAGUGUUGGACGCACUCGAUGAAAGCAAAAGACUUUUGUCGGAAAUUUAUUCGCUUACUAGAAAGUAUGAACCCAACAUCGAAAAUUUGGCAUCUACGUCCGAAGUUCUCAUGAAAACUGUUAAAACAGAAGUCAGUGAACAAGCGAGAUGUUCGGAAUUGUUGGCUGCUUGUACAACACGACUGAAUCAUGAACGUUCUCUACAAGUUCAGCUGCUGGAGAAUACGUAACGUUAGUUGUGAGACUCACUUGUAAAACGGUUUGCGCGUUACUUGUCCUUCUUUUUAUAAAGAAGUCCGGUACAAAUUUAUCGUCGUAGUAUCAAAACGUGUGUGAUGUCUGCUUAUGGAGAGUGCAGAAAAUCUGAGGAGGUUUCCUGGUCAUAAUACCGAAAAUUUAUCGUUGCUGACAAAAUUUACACUAAGCAUUCAAUAAACAUUGGAGAGAAUUGCAUGAACAAGCGAUUUUUUUAUCUUGACUGUUUUGUAUAAAUGCAUAUAUUAGUUGUAAAAAAUAUACAGUUAAAAAUUUUCAACUUAUGAACAAACAUAAAAAAUAAUGUAUAUAAAA